AUGGGAUGCACCGAGAAACAAUAUGCGCAGCUCCCAACUGGCGAGAGUGACGUAACAGAGGUAAUAGGAAAACCGGGUGGAAUUCAAUCAAAUUUUCCCUACCACUGGUUGGAUUCCAAACACCCUGACAAAGCACGACGACGUAUUGGGGACCUUUAUUGGAAUGGAUGGGCUGCAUUUGUUAUUGGGUUUGCACUUUCUGGUGUGGGCAUGACUUUUUUGGUGUUGGGUUUGGGCUGUCUGGUGUUUGUGGAGGACGCUCCGCGUGGUUUUGCCCUGUUUUUUGUAGGGGUUUUGCUGUCGCUCCCGGGCGUGUACAGUCUGAUUGUAUUGUGGUACUAUGUGUGCGGGAAUAAGAAUUACUCCUACUUCCAGUUGCUCGUUGGGUAG
Messenger RNA from Trypanosoma rangeli, 390 nucleotides. RefSeq lists its product as uncharacterized. The record is from RefSeq and is a predicted model, not a curated record. NCBI's taxonomy places the organism in Eukaryota, Euglenozoa, Kinetoplastea, Trypanosomatida, Trypanosomatidae. The transcript has a single exon. Bases 1 to 390 code for a protein of 129 amino acids.